Varanus komodoensis (Komodo dragon) is the source of this 4168-nucleotide messenger RNA. It is a transcript of the gene FBXL14, whose product is annotated as F-box and leucine rich repeat protein 14. The coding region runs from base 510 to 1922 and encodes 470 amino acids. Gene Ontology annotation, molecular function: protein binding. The record is from RefSeq and is a predicted model, not a curated record. The transcript is spliced from 2 exons. Gene Ontology annotation, cellular component: SCF ubiquitin ligase complex. Gene Ontology annotation, biological process: SCF-dependent proteasomal ubiquitin-dependent protein catabolic process. NCBI's taxonomy places the organism in Eukaryota, Metazoa, Chordata, Lepidosauria, Squamata, Varanidae.
CGAGAGCGGCGGCAGAGGCAGAAACUCGGCCGGGUGGGCUGCCCUUCCCUCGCCUGCGCCGGCUGCUAGACAAAGGAGGAAGAGGCGGCGGCGGAGCGUGGGGAGAACCCGCCCGCUGGACUGAGCGCGAUGCGGCGCGGGUCCGCCUGAGGAAAGCGGCGAGGCGGCAACGCGGCCUGCCUGGCGUGGCGCCGGUAGAGGAGGAGGGCGGCGGCGGCGGCGCGCCACAGACCUUUCUUCGGCAGAGCGGCAGAGGCCGAGCCGCUCGCCUCCACUGCCAUAGUAGCGACGGCUUUGUGAGGCCCGAGCCGGAAGCGGCGGCCGAGUAAGCUGGUGGGCAGGCGGGCAGCCGCGGGAGAGCUCGGCCGGCGGGGAGACCUCCCAAGCGGGUGGGGGCUGGCGGCGGUGCCACCGGUGCUGCUGCUGCGGGUGCAGAGGCCCGGAGGCUGGGUCGAGCCGCGGCAGGGGCCCGGCUGGGCUGCUCAGCAGAGGCGAGCCGGGCCCGGGCGAUGGAGACGCACAUCUCGAACCUGUUCCCGGAGCUUCUGGCGAUGAUCUUUGGGUACUUGGAGGUGCGGGACAAGGGCCGAGUGGCGCAGGUGUGCACGGCCUGGCGGGAUGCCGCUUACCACCGCUCGGUGUGGCGGGGCGUAGAGGCCAAGCUGCACCUGCGCCGCGCCAACCCGUCGCUCUUCCCCAGCCUGGCAGCCCGGGGCAUUCGGCGGGUGCAGAUCCUGUCAUUGCGCCGCAGCCUCAGCUACGUGAUCCAAGGUAUGGCGGAGAUCGAGAGCCUCAACCUGAGCGGCUGCUACAACCUCACCGACAACGGGCUGGGCCACGCCUUCGUGGCAGAGAUAAGCUCACUGCGGGCGCUCAACCUGAGCCUGUGCAAGCAGAUCACCGACAGCAGCCUGGGCCGCAUUGCCCAGUAUCUCAAGGGCCUCGAGGUGCUGGAGCUUGGAGGCUGCAGCAACAUCACCAACACAGGCCUUUUGCUCAUCGCCUGGGGCCUGCAGCGCCUCAAGAGUCUCAACCUGCGCUCUUGCCGUCACCUUUCUGAUGUGGGCAUUGGGCACCUGGCGGGCAUGACUCGAAGUGCGGCGGAGGGGUGCCUGGGGUUGGAACAGCUCACAUUGCAGGACUGUCAGAAGCUCAGUGACCUCUCACUCAAGCAUCUGGCCAGAGGCCUCACCCGCCUGCGCCAGCUCAACCUCAGCUUUUGUGGGGGGAUCUCAGAUGCAGGGCUGGUGCACCUGUCACACAUGAGCAGCCUUCGCACCCUGAACCUACGCUCCUGUGACAACAUCAGCGACAAGGGCAUCAUGCACCUGGCAAUGGGCAGCCUGCGCCUCUCUGGUUUGGAUGUUUCCUUCUGUGACAAAGUGGGAGACCAAAGCCUGGCCUAUAUUGCACAGGGCCUUGAUGGGUUGCGCUCACUGUCCCUUUGCUCUUGCCACAUCAGCGAUGAGGGCAUCAACCGCAUGGUGCGCCAGAUGCACGGACUGCGCACUCUCAACAUUGGCCAGUGCGUCCGCAUCACCGACAAAGGCCUGGAGCUUAUCGCUGAGCACCUCAGUCAGCUCACAGGCAUUGACCUCUAUGGCUGCACCCGCAUCACGAAAAGGGGCCUGGAACGCAUCACUCAGCUGCCCUGCCUCAAGGUGCUCAACCUGGGACUCUGGCAAAUGACUGAGAGUGAAAAGGUCAGAUCAUACUUUCUACAGAGCAGUAUUUAUCUUCCAUUCAUUCUGUGGCAGAGGGACUACCAGCAGUUCUUCAUGGUCUCUGUACAUCACACACAUACGGGCUUUGCCGCGAAGUGCAAGACCUGGAUCCAAGAAAAACUGCAACAGAUACCUUGUAGCCCUAAUAACAUCCUUCUGAACAACAGAAGCAAAACACUCCUGUGUUCUGAGAACUAGAUUGUGUACAGAUGUUUCUGAUUUGCAGAGUGAGUGCUCUGUAAACAUUCAAACCUUUUCGGUCAAACAUGAACUACCACACUCAGGAGUUACCAGUUCUUCCUGUUUUCAGCAGAGGCUGGCUGUGGAGAAUGCUGAUUGGCUAGAUCUUGUGCCACUAAUGAAGCCACUGUUCUUAUCCAGACCAAUGCUUCAAGUUUUUACAAAGGUGGUAAUACGUAUUUUAAGAGGCAAACAUAAUGGGUGUGGGGGAUUGCUUAGUCUAAAAACCUACCUGAAGCACUGGGAAAAUAGAAAAAAUACUGUUCAAAACGGGGGAGGGGGGCAAAGUUCAUCCUAUAGAAGCAACCUACUGCAAUGCCCAUAUGAACUCCAUUUUGAUUAUUAAUUUAUUAGCUUUAUAUUCCACCUUCUCCUUACAGAGAACUCAGGGUGGCUUACAUCAUUCUCCUCAUGCUCUCAAUUUUAUCUUCACAACAACAACCCUGUGGAGUAGGUAAGACCGAGAGUCUGUGACUGGCCCAAAGUCACCCAGCUGGCUCCAUGGCUGAGCGGAGACUAGAACUCAGAUUGCCUCAGUCCUGUGUUUUUAACCAUUACCCCAUGCUGGCUCUCUCAUUUUGUUUCUUUAAGAGGCUAUGAUCUAAAAGCAAGCUGAUACAGUUAGAACUUGUUUUAAUGUGCAAUAAACUUUGUUCUAAAACACAGUAAAAAUCGAAGGGGUUAAGGUAUGUAUGUACAACUCCCAGCAUGCCUUAGUCUAAGCAUUCAUACUAUUGUAUCCUAAAGUAUUUAACUUUAAGUGUAAAAAAUGUUUCAGGUCCUCUUAAAAAGAUGCAUUACUUAGGUGAGCAAUGUAAUGCAUAGGUUACAAUCCCAUAAAUGUUUACUUUAGACUUUUGAAUGAAUAUAAACAAUAAGUUUGGGAUAGAAAGGUGAAUACAGAUGGCUACUUGGCAUGUUGUAUUUAUUUACUGCAGUGGCAUUUUCUUAUAGUACAAUCCCAUCCCAUACAUGUCUACUCAAACAUAAAGCCCUAUUAAGUUCAAUAUGACUAACUCACAAGUAAGAUUGCAGCCUAAAAGAAUAUAUAAAACUGCAAUACCAUAAGCAUUUUUCUGGGAGAAAGUCAGACUGAACUGAAUGGGGCUUAUGUUUAAGCAACCAUGCAUAGGAUUGCACUGUAUCCAAUCUGUUAAAAUAAAGCAUUCCUAAUGCCAUUCACAAAGAUUAAAAAAUGAAAUCACAUUAAAAAGGUGGUUCUUACUCUUGUGUAUAAUACCUGAAACUUUGUCAGAUGCAGGAAGUAAUUUUAGUGCUUGGUAAUAAUGCUGAGAAAAAAACUUGAAAAUGCAACUUUAGAAUGGAGGAUUCACUUGACAGCGUGUCAACUUGCUUGCCUGGAGGUUGCAUAUAUGUGUGCUGUAAUGCCACAUGGCAUGUAGAUGUCUGUAAGGUGCUGAAAAUGAACGGUCUGCAUUUGCUAGUGCAGGAAAUGGAAGCCAAGAAGGAAAAGAAUGAGGGGACAGUAAAGGCAAGGGAAUGGAUUUGAACAGCAUGACAGAAAAGCUGUUUCUUCACUGAUGUCCUGGUCUAGAGCAAGGAUAUAAACUGGAAAAAGCAGUAUCAUACUUCUGUCAUUAGCAUGGGAAACUAGUUAGAGUCUUUGGCAUCAAUCCUAUGAAUAGUAAGUGCAGUGUUAAAAGAUAAAGCUGACUUCCCCAACUUGCUGCCCUCCAGGUCUAUUGAACUUUAAAUCUCAGCAUCCCCUAGUCAGCUGUUGACUGGGGGAUGCUGGGAGUUGUAGUCCUACACAUCUGGAGGACACUAGUUGGGAAUGACUGGGUUACGGUCAAGAGAAUUUAAAUGUUAAAAGGCAGAUGUGGAAAUUGGGCAGUUCCUAAUGUGGCUUUCGAUCAGCAUGGUAGUCUUAACAAUGUUCUAAGCCACAUGGAAUUGAGGGAACAUCUAUGAACCGUAAGAUGUGGCAAUGCAAACUGAGCUAAAAUGUUUGAAAUAUUUGUGGUAAAGCUUCUACUCUUACAGUAAAAACAUAUGCAUAGUUACAGAGAAGUCCCACUGUGUUCAGUACAGCUUACUCCUGGGUAAGUUUAGACAGGAUUGUAGCCCUAACCUAUGAUUUUGUUUAAUUGUGUAUAUCCAAUUAACAAUUGGCUUCUUUACUCUCUUGCAUUUCUUUCAUUAUCUCUAAGGUUCAUAUUAAAACUGGUCACUCCGAACAGUGA